UGGCAGCUCCCUCGAGGGCCAGGUACCUGACACCUGUGAGCUAUGGAGAGAAGACAAUAUGAGCUGUGUCCUGCCCCGUCCUGCUAAAAACAGGGUGUGCUCUGUGCUCUGGGCCAGGAAAUGGGCCACUUGAGCAGACCUCUUUUGUCUGGCUGUGAGAAACUAGCUCUCUCAGCCAGAACUGCCUGGUGUGUAAGGUGUGUCUAGGGGUCGAGUAAAAGGCACUAAAGUUGAGCAGGGUAUCUUCCCCACAAACUGGGGACGCCUAAGUCCGACUGCCAGAUUUCAGGGCCAUCUUUGCCCUGUUCCCCAGUUUUCCUUUUGCAGGCAGUGGUCAGAUGCAGUGAUCUGAGUCAUCUCACUGAAGUGCACACAUCCUGUGUGCCUUCUCUUUGGCUGGAGUUCCUUGCUCCUGGGCCCAAUUCCACUCUCUCUCCUUGAUCCUGUCCUGGGGAUGGGAACUCCUGGAGUGAAGACCAGAGCCUCAAGGAUUUCUGCAGAGUUGAGAAAAGGCGUUAUCUCAGACCAAGCAAGUAGAACUAGUCCAUUGUGAUGAUUCUAGUGGGAUAUAAACUCUUUGAGGAAAGAACUGUCUCACUUUUGUACAAUACUUAGGGCAUGUUUAUUGAUAGUUUCCCUUGGGCCUGAAGUAAGAGUUCUGGGAGCUGGACUACAGCCCAACUCAAGCUUCAAUACCUCCUGCCUUCCUAAAGAUUAGAUGAGUCCUGGAGACUUUCCAGGUUGGAGUGGUUAUUCCAUCAGACUACCACUUAAAACUGAGUAGUGACUGAGUAGAAAAUUAUUAACAGCUUGCUGUAGGUCUUACACUGUGCUAAGUACUGGAGAGACAGGUGAAUAAAGGAGAUCUUCCCUGACUUUAAGAAGCUUACAUUCUAAUAAAAGGAAACAAUCCAUAUUGAGGAAUAGUGUCCAGGCAGGUUUGCAAAGCCAUGGCAAUGGUGAGGAGCCCUAGGAAAGCUACCCUUGUCAGCCCUCCUUCUGGCAUGUCAUGUUCUAUUUUGGGUACCACUUUUUAGGAAGGACAUUAAUCAACUAAAAUGUGUCCAUACUAGAAUAACUAGAAUAAUGAAAAAAUCACUUUAAGGAAAGUUUAAAAAAGAGAACAUGGGGUGUGAAGGGAGGGUGGAAUUUAAGUAUUUGAAAGAUUAUUAUAUGAAAGAGGGCUUGGACUUGUUCUGCUUUACCCCAGAGCAGAAUAAAAACCAUGGGUGAAAGUUGUAAAGACAGAUUAUUAGUUUGGGGCAACUAGGUGGCAUAAUGGAUAGAGCAUGGAGCUUGGAACCAGAAAGACUCAUCUUCCUGAACCCAGGAAUUGGUCCCAGACAUUUACAGCUUUGUGACCCUGAUCCAGUCACUUAAUUCUGUCUGUCUCAGUUUUCUUAUCUGGAAAAUGAGCUGGAGAAGAAAAUGGCAAAAGCACUCCAGUAUCUUCAUCAAGAAAACCCUGAAUGAAUCAUAAAGAGAUAGACACAAAUGACAAUAACAAAAAUAUUUUAGUUCAUGAUGCUGAGUGAAAUGAGCAGACCCAGGAGAUCAUUGUGCUCUUCAACAGCAAUACUAUAUGAGGAUAUAUUCUGAUGGAAGUGGAUUUCUUCAACAAUGAGAAGAUCUAAUUCAGUUCCAAUUGAUCAAUGAUGGACAGAUCAGCUACACCCAAAGAAAGAACACUGGAAAAUAAAUGUGGACUACUUGCAGCUUUGUUUUUCUCCCCAGAUUAUUUUUACCUUUCUGAAUCUGAUUUUUCUUGUGCAACAAGAGAACUGUAUGGAUAUGUACACAUAUAUUGUAUUUAAGAUAUAUCUUAACAUGUUUAACACGUAUGAGACUGCCUGCCAUCUAGGGGAAGGGUGGAGGAAGGGAAGGGAAAAAUUGGAACAGAAGUGAUUGCAAGGGACAAUGUUGAAAAAUUACCCAUGGAUAUGUUCUGUCAAUAAAAAGCUAUAAUAAUAAUAAAAAAAAUUUUUAGUUCAAACUGAGGAAAAGUUCCUAGCAAAGUGGAAUCACAAAAUUGUUAAUUAACUUCUUAACAACAUCCCAAAGUAGAAUAAGCUGCCUUGGACUCUUAUCACUGAAAAUGAUCAGUUUAUUGGAAAUGUAGUGUGGUCUUCUGCAUGGAAUAAAUGGUUGGGCAAAAGGUGCUGUCAAACUCAGAUAAAAACAGAACCUUUCAGGAUGAUGUUGACUUAGGAAACUACAAAUGAACAUUAUCUCUGUUGUGCUGUAUUUUAUUUUGUUCAACACUUUCCGAUUACAUUUUAAUCUGGUUCUGCUGCACUUGGAGUUUUUCUGGGCUUCACAGCCUGUGGACCUGGAGUUUGACACCUUUGGGCUAAAUGACCUCCCUGCCAGUUCUUAUCUCUCUCCUUCUUAGCCAAUACCUUCUUUUCCCCGCAUAGGCCAGAUGGAUUCCUUUCCCUUUUUUCAAAGAUUUCCCACCGUCUAUUUUAGCUAGGAACCUUCUUCUCUCCUCUCCCCCUUUCCCCAGCGCUUUCUUCCCCAAACAAGGGGAAUGUAUUCCUUCCCUUAAAGGAUUUUUCAUCCCCUUAAAAUUGGGGUACCCCUAGCUUUCCAUUGAAGGACUGAACGCUCAGAGAAGAAGCUAAUAGCAUGUGAGAAGAAGUGGGGGAGGAAAUAGGGUAGGGGGAAAUAGGGUAGGAGCGACCCCCCAUUACUGCCGCCAGGAAAGGUAGGGCUGAGCAAGAGGAGGCCCUCAAGUCUGAGGGCGGAUCAGAGCCCUGAUGCUGCCUUUGCUGCCUGGGAGGCUUGGGGAGGGCUAGAGCAGGAAGGAAGCUGGCAGAGAUGUCUGUGGCAGGCUGUCUUGUUCCCCGCUUGCGUCCUUUCCUUCGGGAAUACAGCCGAUUGCUAUUGUCUUCCUGGGCUCUGACCGAAAGGGGUCCCCCGGCUGCCCCCGGCUUGGCCCUGGCUACCCCUGGCUUGGCCCUGGCUUGGCCCUGGCUGCCCCCGGCUUGGCCCUGGCUACCCCCGCCUUGGCCCUGGCAUGUCUGCGGGCCUGGCUGCCUGCAUGUCUGCUCCUGUGCACGCCCGCCGCUGCCCAGUGCCCAUGGGCACCUCGUGCAUGCUCGUGCCCGUGUCUGCCUUAGAAACGGCCGUAUUGGGGCCUCCCAAGCGGCGCCCCCUCCGUGAUGCUUUGUGUCCAUGUGUCUCUACAUCUGUGUGUUAGUAUUGUCGGUCUGUCUUGUUUCCCCUGUAGACGGAAAGCACAGUGCCUUGUGCCGCCGGGCCCUCAGUGGAUAUGGCUGAUGUGACGCCGCGGCACCCAUCCCGCCCCUCACCAGGACCCGCAGCCUCAUGGCCAUGUCCCUGCCUGGCAGCAGAAGGCCCUCCACCGGAUCCCGCAGCCGGGGGCUGUACGGACGAAAUGGGCUGGCCGUGUUCUCUCAAUGUUCGCCAUGCUCUGACACCCAGCUUGGGCCUCCACCUCUUCUUCCUGCCUCCAGGCGUACCUCACCCCCCGUCAGCAUGCGGGAUACCUAUGGUACCUCCUCACUCAGCAGCAGCAGCAACUCUGGCUCCUAUAAGGGCAGUGACAGCAGUCCCACACCCAGGCGUUCGAUGAAGUAUACCCUGUGUAGUGAUAACCAUGGCAUCAAGCCUCCCACCCCAGAGCAGUACCUGACGCCCCUGCAGCAAAAGGAGGUCUGUAUCCGGCACCUGAGGGCUCGGCUCAAAGACACCCAGGAUCGACUCCAGGACAGGGAUUCAGAGAUCGAUGACCUCAAGACCCAGCUGUCCCGCAUGCAAGAAGACUGGAUUGAGGAGGAAUGCCACCGGGUCGAAGCGCAGCUGGCCCUCAAGGAGGCCCGCAAGGAGAUCCGGCAGCUCAAGCAGGUGAUCGACACCGUCAAGAACAACCUCAUAGACAAAGACAAGGGGCUGCAGAAGUACUUUGUCGACAUCAACAUCCAGAACAAGAAGCUGGAGACGUUGUUACACAGCAUGGAGGUGGCCCAGAACGGGACAGUCAAAGAAGAGGGGGCCGGAGGCUCCUCGGGGGGCUCUCCCGCCCGCUCCUUGACCCGAAGCUCCACCUACACCAAGCUGAGCGACCAGGCGGCGGGAGAGCGCAACGCCGACCUUCAGAGCGUGUCCACGGAAGAGGUGGGGGACAGCGGCUUUGCAGCGGCCGACGACACCCUGAGCCGGACGGAACUCUUGGAGGCCAGCAGCCUGCUCUCCUCCGGGGUGGACUGCGGCCCAGAUGAAGGAUCCCUGCAGAGCUCCUUCACCUUGGGCUCCCGCCUUCCCACCAGCUCCACCUACGAGAAGCUGCUGGGGGGCAGCGGUGGGGGCGUGGAGGCCGGCGUGCAGGCCAGCUGCAUGCAGGAGCGCGCCAUCCAGACAGACUUUGUGCACUACCAGCCCGACCUGGACACUAUCCUGGAGAAGGUGAUGAAGUCACAGGCCUGCGGGUUGGCCAGCCCCGGCCCCAGCCCGGCCUGGGCCCCGGCCGCGGCCCCAGACCUAGAGGAGGGAGGGGCUGGCCCAGAAAUGCCCUCAGGCUUCCCCGGGCCCAUGGACCUGAUUCCGGCUGACCCUAAUUCGGCAGUGGUGGUGACGGUAGGCGAGGAGCCCGUGACCCACGGCCCCUCCCCGCACGCGCCCGGCCUCAACCCCUCGGUGAGCAUCGCCUGCCCUGUGGACGAAGAGGCCGCGGAGGUGGCGCCGGAGCCGAAAAGCUACUGGAGCCGCCACUUCAUCGUGGAUCUCCUGGCCGUGGUGGUGCCGGCGGUGCCCACCGUGGCCUGGCUGUGCCGGUCCCAGCGGCGCCAAGGCCAGCCCAUAUACAAUAUCAGCUCCCUCCUCCGGGGCUGCUGCACUGUGGCCUUGCACUCCAUCCGCAAGAUCAGCUGCCGUUCUCUGAGCACUUCGGGGCCCGUGGGCACCGGGGGCAGCUCCCAGCUGUGACGGCCCGGCCCGGGCACCGGCGCAGCUCGGUCUGACCGCUGAUUGUAGGUCUCACAAACACACUCACACUCACAUGUGCACGGAGGGUCAUCACCUUAAUUUAUUUAGCUUUUCCAAAACAGGGAGCCCACAGUCUGGCAGGCCUGGGUAGCCCGGGCAGGUCUGACAUUCUCUAAGGGCUGGCCUCCUGGGGCAGCGGCGGGAUUUAGGGCCUGGGAUGGGAGGGGGCGGGUCAUUGCCAACUUCUGUCACAGGAAGGGAGAUUCCCGCUGAAGGAAGAGGGGAAAGGACUUCAGCUCCCUAUUUCCUUUCCACUGCCCACCCCUGCCUCCCCAGUUCCUCCCACCCCUGCCCUCCUCUCCAGACAUCCUCCUUAGGCAAGUCUGAAUUUGCUUUUUUUGAGUAAGCUGGCUGGUCCUCAAUGUUCAUGGGGCUUCCUUCUUAGGGCUUCCUUCUUAGUCCUUUCUCCCUUGUCUGUAAGGUCAGUAUUAUUACUUCCACUGGAGGAAAUCACUUGCCCUGGCAAGCAAGGGGCAUAGGGAUCCGAACGUUUGGGAUGGGAACACAUGGCUUCUGUCUCCGCCUUUAGGGGCAGCCCAGCCUGGUUCUGGGAGUGACCGAUGGAUGGAAAGAGAGAUGAGUGAGACUGUCCUGCAUUUCUUUGCCUCUGGUCGCUGGGUGGGUGGGUGAGUAGGGGUUGGAAGCAGGGCCGGGGAAAGAGAAAGGAGAAAAACAAGUGAGGGAGAGUCAGCAGAAGAUGUGGGACCUGGCUGGCUUCCCCCGCCCCGCAUUGAGCUGCUUGCUGAGCCUGUUCUCAGCCUGGAGGACAGGAGGUGGCUCCCCCAGGGCCCAGGGCACCAUGGGAACAAAUGAUCACUCCAUCUAACUAAUGUCCUGAACCCCUUUCCACCGUGCCCUAAUGCUUCCAUAAGUUAGAGCAGGCAACAUCCGGAUUGUCUUUCUGGGUAUGCAGCUACUCUUGGGAGAGCUAGGGAAUGCUCUCCAUCUCACAGACGGUAUUGGAAGAUGCCGAGGGUUCCCCACAGGAAUUGAGAAGCCAAUGGCACCCCUAAGCCAUUUUGAAAUUACUUUGCACUAUGUUCCCUUUGUAAUAACACUAUUUUUCUCAGGGGAGGUGGUUAGACAAAGCUCCACCAGCAUGUCAGGCUGCCACGGAGGGAGAGAGAGGGACUUGAUUAACUGGCACUCUUCCCUUUGGAGGUUGGAGAGUGAAUGUUUAUGUCCUCGGGUGACCAAAUCCCAGUGUGUCUGGCUCUAAGGUAGAGGGAUGAAGGGCAGGAGAGGUGGAAGAGAAGGACCCCAACCCAUGCCUUUAUGCCUCUGGCUGAAAAUUCCUCAGUGCAAUAAGCCAGAGGUUAGGAUAAAGAAGCCAUGUUUUACCAGCCAGCCCUGCACAUGGAGCAUGCGGAUAGAGAGCUUGCUGAGAGCCAGGACGGAGUGAGCAGACGUUCUCACUGGCCAAGACCCUGCUGCAUCUCCCUCACACACACACACACACACACACACACACACACACACACACUCUCACACUCACACUCACACUCACACUCACACUCACACGCUCCAGGUAGGGACCAGAGUCACCAACACUUCCCCAUCUCCGAGCACUGGCUCCUUCAGUGAAGUAGCUGACGUUUUUUCUUUUAAAAAUAACCCACUCGCAUUCAGUCUCAUCAUUGAUUUUGUCUCCCAGCCUGGAACGCUUGGAACACCUCUGGGGUGUUGGGAAGGGUCCCCUCAAUGCUCCACUCUGUAGGCCUGUAAUUUUCUUUUUAAGAUUUGAAGCCUGGUCUUUGAGGGCCAGGUCCCCGCACACAGCUUGGGCUGUUUGGCAGCUUGAAUCUGUUUACCACCUUUGCUUGAACUGGCUCCUCACAUGCCCAUCCAUGCCCUGUCUCCUCAGACUGGGGAGCUUACUUCUGCAUGUGCAGGGGGCUCAGUCUCACUGUCCCCCAGCUUAACCGUGUGCUCCCCAAUCCACUGAGGCAGGCGGGUGUUUCUACCAUUGAUCCUCUCCAGUGGACCCAGAGGCCCCAACUUAGGAACUACCAUCUGGCUUGAUUACCUCGGAAAGCGGGGUAGGGAGCCUUCCCUUUGGACUCUGGAAUGAGAUGUGUCUGCAAUUUGGUAAUAAGGGGACUUUGGAAACCUGAUCAAAAAUGAAAAGGCCACUCGUUCUAGGAUCUAAGCCUCAUGUGCAAUGUAUUUGUGGAUCUGUGUAAGCAUCUCAUUAGACUAUCCAAAGCUUUGCUGAGAAAAUAAAUGUAUGAUUAUAUUUGAAAAGAGAAAA
Molecule: messenger RNA, 7258 nt
Organism: Antechinus flavipes (yellow-footed antechinus)
Lineage: Eukaryota; Metazoa; Chordata; Mammalia; Dasyuromorphia; Dasyuridae
Gene: SNPH
Product: syntaphilin
Exons: 5
Coding region: 3331-4947 (538 amino acids)
Biological process (GO): neuron differentiation
Cellular component (GO): cytoplasmic microtubule; mitochondrion
Source: RefSeq, a predicted model, not a curated record